AUGGCGGAGUUUGUCCAGUCACUGCAGAGCAAGAGAGUAAGUGCAAUGUCCGUGAACAUCUACAGUGUUUCUUGGACUUUUAUCGUGGAAGUUCCUCAAGAUUCACUCAAUGGAACUGUUGGUCAAUCUGUCCUUCUCUCUGUCACCUACAAACUCCAGGGACCAUUUGACUUUCCAUUGGCAAUUCAGUGGAAUUUCAGCAAUACCACCAAUGUGCUUGUCACCUACACAGGGACUAACUUCUCUGUCAGUGCUGAGGGGAUUCCCACCUGCCAUUCUGGAUAUGUUUUUAUACAUCCCUCAUAUCAAGGUCGCAUUAUAUUUUUCCCUGAAAAUGCUUCUCUGCUCCUUCAGAACCUGCGGCUCAUUGAUGGUGGAGUCUACACCGUCAACUUUAGACUACUGAAAAAAACUAGAAACAUUGCAUUAACUGUAUCAGCUCCUCAUUUUAACCAUGGAAACCCAGAGUCCAGCGAACCUACAGAAGAUAACAACCUCGCCAUCCCUGGGCACCCAGUAACCUACAUUGCUGGAGGCUGCUUUACUUUACUUUUUCUUCUGCUGCUGCUGUUGUGCUGCACGUGGUGCCGGGGUGCAGCUGGAUCACAAACAACCAGAAUUAUAAAGCAAGAGCAGGUCCAGAAUCCUGAGGACUCCCUUGUGGAAAGUACUCUGCAUUUACAAAGCACUUACAUGAACACUAGCGAAACCCAAGAACAUCCUUUGACCAGAUCAGAGCCACAGACUGAGUAUGCCACCAUUGGCUUCUCUGGACGAUAACCUAGCCUGACACUGACAGCAGCAGGUUUGGGGAGUGAGAAGUACGUGCUAUUCCAUUACCAAAGCCAUGUGAUUCGUGGUUCUGUUAGAAACAAAGGAAUUGUUCCUUUUCAGAAACAUGGAAACUGGAGGCAGUAAGGAAGGACUGAGGUCCCAUAAUACUCAGUCCCUGAAAUCACCCAGAACUGCCCAGACACUUUCACAGAUUUCCUAGG
This is a messenger RNA of Gopherus evgoodei (Goodes thornscrub tortoise), 995 nucleotides long. RefSeq lists its product as uncharacterized. Lineage: Eukaryota; Metazoa; Chordata; Testudines; Testudinidae. The record is from RefSeq and is a predicted model, not a curated record. The coding region runs from base 1 to 780 and encodes 259 amino acids. The transcript has 5 exons.